Messenger RNA from Cryptotermes secundus, 619 nucleotides. RefSeq names its product transcription elongation factor 1 homolog. Gene Ontology annotation, biological process: transcription elongation by RNA polymerase II. The transcript is spliced from 3 exons. The record is from RefSeq and is a predicted model, not a curated record. Gene Ontology annotation, molecular function: RNA polymerase II complex binding. The coding region runs from base 116 to 364 and encodes 82 amino acids. Lineage: Eukaryota; Metazoa; Arthropoda; Insecta; Blattodea; Kalotermitidae. Gene Ontology annotation, cellular component: transcription elongation factor complex.
UGUUGUGGUGACACUGCACGGAGAAGUAUGUGAUUGGUGGUGGUGGUGGUGUUGGUAUAUACGGAGUGUCGUUACUCCAGAAUUUAUUAAGGAUUCACACUACAAAAGCAGUACCAUGGGGCGAAGAAAAAGUAAGCGAAAGCCACCACCAAAGAGGAAGGCAAUUGAGCCUUUAGAUCUUCAGUUCAACUGCCCAUUUUGUAACCACGAGAAGUCGUGUGAAGUAAAAAUGGAUAAAGGACGAAACACAGCCAAAAUAACGUGUAGAGUUUGUCUUGAAGAUUACCAGGCAACUAUAAACUUUUUGUCAGAGCCAGUUGAUGUUUAUAAUGAUUGGAUUGAUGCUUGUGAAUGUGCAAAUUGAUUUAUUCAAUAUGAUUUAAGAAUUGUGUCACUACAUAUUUUGCUAUAAUUGGUAAAGCUGUGAAUGUUGUGAUUUCUGUAGAGGUAUGCUUGUAAUAUAUACUGAUAGUUGAAUAUAUUUACAAAUUUAGUAUACAUUAUGUAAAUAACCCAGAAAUUUUAAAAUAUUUUACAUUUAUUAGCAUUUUCAAAAAAGGUAAAUGUAGUGUGUGUGAAUGUAGAUUAGAUAAAGCUUUUAAGUGACUAGGCAACAGAA